Messenger RNA from Pochonia chlamydosporia 170, 1179 nucleotides. RefSeq lists its product as hypothetical. The transcript has a single exon. The coding region runs from base 1 to 1179 and encodes 392 amino acids. The record is from RefSeq and is a predicted model, not a curated record. Lineage: Eukaryota; Fungi; Ascomycota; Sordariomycetes; Hypocreales; Clavicipitaceae.
AUGACUUUUUCAACCACCGGGGGCACACUUCUCAAUGUCUCAGUCGAGUUUGAGUUUCUCGUGGCCAUAGAAAAAGAAGACCAAAUCUACAACACGGGCAACCCGUCCAGCGAUGCUGAGAACAUCGACUCAAAUCACAAAUGGGCAUGUCCGUCCCAAACCGAUGACCCUUCGUCCGAGGCCCUCUACCAAUGCAAGGCCGUCUUAUCCAAAGCUGACAAGAGCGUCAUCAUCCGCCACAACGAAGCGCACCUCACAGAGCGAUCAUGGCAGUCCGCUCGCUUCAACUCCUGGGUAUUACAGCCCUCUCAAACGGCACACGCAUCCGCAAGCAGCCCCAAAGACUAUGACUGGUGUGGUGUCCGACUGCGUAGUCCGCUUAUCAGCGAAGACGAACUACGUAACACCUCCCCCAUGGACAAAUGCCUCGAGACCAUACGAAACUCAACCCGCAUCCAUAUCAACUUAACGUGCAAGUUCAAAAUAGCACUCCAUCGCGACACCUUCACGCUCGUCCAGGCCAAGAAACUAGCAACACUGGUAUGGCUCACCGAACAGGACUUGCUGGUUCCUCUCCGUAACCAAGACUGCGACUCAAUCGUCCACCCCAAAACCGUGACGGCUUCCUCCAUCACAGCAACAUGUCGCCUCCGCCACACUGAUACCAGUAUAUUCCUAGAUCCGCUACUAGAAGGAAUUAUGAAUUCACAUCUUCCCUCGGAAAUGAAGGAUACCGUCGCGCUCGGGUGUCUGCGCAGACUGUGGGCGUGUCCCAACCUCCGCCGUCUACCUGGUGCGCUUCGCGAUCGACACCAAAAUGCACUGGCAUUUGCGCUAUACAUAUACGACGAUGACGAUGCGGAAGAUAGCAACGCCUCUUCUUGUGCUGUUGCGUCUUUUCGAUGCGCAUUGCAUCCUCAGGAUGGGUUGGCCACGUCGCGAUUGUGGACGGAGUUGGUAUUGGCGCUUGGAAAGGCUGUGUCGUUGGCUCCCGAACCUUUUAAGCAGCUGGUAGGGGAGAUUGAUCGGCUGAAUUGCAGUUAUCGCAUGGAUGAAAGCGUGGAUGAGUCUUGUCAUCGGAAGCAGGUGAUGCAGGCGCUGGGGAUGGAUGAGGAACUGUGCAAAGAGUGGGACAAGAUCAUCAUCGAGUGUAGAAACAAUGGGGAAGAGGUAAUGUAG